This is a messenger RNA of Doryrhamphus excisus (bluestripe pipefish), 1434 nucleotides long. RefSeq names its product succinate receptor 1-like. Gene Ontology annotation, biological process: G protein-coupled receptor signaling pathway. The record is from RefSeq and is a predicted model, not a curated record. Gene Ontology annotation, cellular component: plasma membrane. NCBI's taxonomy places the organism in Eukaryota, Metazoa, Chordata, Actinopteri, Syngnathiformes, Syngnathidae. Gene Ontology annotation, molecular function: G protein-coupled receptor activity.
UUUAGUCGCAACUGAUUCAAGCUUUCAGGAACGACAGCUGGACUACGUAAUGGUGUUGAAUUGUACAGAAAUAGAUGACAUACUGCAGAAGUACUACCUGUCACCGUCAUAUGGGCUGGAGUUCUGCAUCGGUUUCCCUGGGAAUCUGGUGGUGGUUCUCGGCUAUCUCUUCUGCCUUCCCAAGUGGCAGAGCUGCAAUAUUUACCUCUUCAACCUCGCAGUGUCUGACCUCAUCUUUCUCUGCACGUUGCCACGCCUCUCCUACCUCUACGCAAACCGCCAGAAGGAGACCAGCGCCUACGCAUGCGUCAUCAACCGCUACGUCCUGCAUGUCAACCUCUACUCAUCCAUACUGUUUAUGGUUUGGCUUAGCAUGGAUCGCUUUUUGCUCAUCCGACACCCGUCGCGGAAUCACUUCCUGCUGAGGCCGCAGGCGGCACUGGUUGUGACCGUGCUGAGCUGGCUCGCCGUCAACAUCGAAGUGACACCCAUGAUAGCCCUGAUGCUGCAGGAUCUGCGGAAUGCAAACUGGAGCCGCUGCAAUGACUUUGCUAGCCUCCAGGGGAACGUUAGCGUUUUAGAAUACAGCAUGGGGCUCACCUUAACUGGCUAUGUUCUCCCUCUGCUUGGACUGUGUGGUUUUUCCCGCCAGAUUGCACGCCUCCUGCAGACACAGGAAGUGGCAAUAAAUCGCAGGACGGCGAUGUAUAAGCGACCUCUGAGGGUCGUGGUGUCAGCGGCAGCCAUGUUUCUGGUUCUGUACACGCCAUAUCAUGUCAUGAGAAAUGUCAGGAUAGCGUCCCGGCAGGCCUGGGCGGGUGUGCAGUUAUGUACGAGGAUGUACAUCGAGGGGCUCUACAUCUUGACUAGACCUUUAGCUUUCCUGCACAGCGUCAUCAACCCUGUCUUCUACUUCUUCAUGGGCGACAAGUUCCGAGAGCUCCUGCUUGUAAAGUUUAGAAAACUGGUCGGCAAAACAAAGCAGCCAAGAGAACCGACAUGAAGAACUUAAGUGGAGUAUUUCAUCAACCAUUUUUAUUACAGUAUAUUUUCUCACUGGACAAUAUAUAGAAUAUAUAGAAUGAAGACUUGAAUAUACUUAGAAUAGACCUGGUCCUGGGCUGCACUGGAAAGUAAUGGUUUUAUUUCAUUUGAACAUGCAUCAGAUUACAAUUGAAUGCAUCACAUAAUCAGUUCACAGUUCACAUGUCCAAAAGGAGUAGGAAGAAGCAAAGCUUAUUAAAUCCUACCCCUCCAUCUGGUACUUUUACAAUUAGUAACUGUUACAUUUGUUCACUUCCUGCUUUCCUAAUAUAGUUUAAGGUUUUUUGUUUUAAUUUAAAAAAAUUUUUAAAUAAUGUACCUCGUACCAAUGUAUGAGGUGAUAUGAGCAUCCAAUGCCAUAAUGGGUACCAUAGUAAGUGUCAAUAUAGU